Molecule: messenger RNA, 1842 nt
Organism: Nerophis lumbriciformis (worm pipefish)
Lineage: Eukaryota; Metazoa; Chordata; Actinopteri; Syngnathiformes; Syngnathidae
Source: RefSeq, a predicted model, not a curated record
AUGGAGGUCAAAGGCCAUCUGAUUACAUCCAUGGGUUUGGUGGGAGCUCCAGAUGUUCAAGUGUGCCACGACAGCAAGCUGCAGGCUGAGCGGGUUGCAGCCCUGCAAGAGAGGAAGCAGGCCCUGGAGGCUCUUCUUAACACCCGCAUAGAGGAACUCAAACUUGUUUGUUUUCAAGAAGCAGAGCUGACUGGGAAAUUGCCACAAGCUUUCCCCCUGGAGACCGGUGAGAAACCCCCAGCAGUGCAGCGCAGAGUUGGCAUGCCUCCCAACUGCAGGACAGAAGAUGAUGUUGCCCAAAGAAAGCAGAUGAAAGCAAUCUUUACUGGUGCCCUAUACAGGCACACAGAUUCAGAAAGAAACAUCCCAAAUAACAAGAGGACAGUUCAUCGGGGCUGUCACACAGAGGACGGUGUCACGUCAGAGAGUACGAGCUCUAUGUCAGAUUCAACAUCGCAUGACAAUGAAUCCUCUCCCAGCGUAGCAGCAGAUCAACGUUCUCUGUCCCAGCCUCGUCUUACUGUAGGCAGCCCUGACCACAGGAUCAGCAGGAAACUCUCUCCCGUAGAGGUUUACUACGAAAUGAGAACUCGUCGCAAUUCUGUCACAAGUUCUGUCAGUCCAACACACUCUUUACCAAGAAGUGCAUCUAAUGUUGAAGGCAGAAGUGUUCCAGCUACACCACUUUUGGCCCGAACCGCACCAAUCAGUGUUCAUGUCAGGUCUGACGUGUCAGGAACCAAUGGAUUGAAGCAGUGGUCUGGCAGUCUAGAUGUGCCCUAUAUGAUACCACUUGCCCAGGAGGGCUCAGACCGUAGAAGCUGCCUUUACAACUCCAGAGCCAGACGCAGUAACAGCUCAGAGGCCCUGCUGGAUCGGUCCAGCCUUCCCGACGAUCCGGCUCCCAGAAACGGCAUGCACCCGAAAGGGGGGCCCUACAAGAGCUCGGAAACACUAACGGAUGGGAAACUACGACACAUUCACCUGAGUAGCCCUGAGAAACACGUGGAUGGGUCAGGGGAACAGGCCAAAAUGCGCUUGUCCAUGGGGGGCAGAGGGGCUGGGGUGGGCUACAAUGAGCUGUUGAUGGACUACAUCUGGGGAAAACAGCAAAGGAUGCAAGUGCAGCACAACCUCUUCCAGUCCACAGGCAGGAUCUGGCAGGAUUUGCCCUCUCACGGUUCCACUAGCGGGGGAGGUGCUCCCCAUGCUAACGGUUUCUCGCAUUCCCAGGUGCACCUCCCGAGUGCUGUUUCUCCUCACAGCCCCAUGGUUGGCCGAGGUUCUCAAGCUGACAUGCGGAGGGUCAAGGUCACCAGAACCAAAUCUUGUGGACCCUUUAUUCCAUUGCAGCAACACCCCCAGGAUGCCAUCUUACUGUCAGCGUAUGAGUCACACCUUCCUGCCUCUGGAACCACUACAUCAUCCAUUCCCAACCUGCUCCCUUACCAGACCGAGCUCUCUGGCCCUGCUUUUAGUAGAAGAGCCCCACCAUUCUCCCUUCCGACUCCAGAGGACUCAACACGUAGUCUCCACAAAGCCCUGGCUCUGGAGGGACUGAGGGACUGGUACCUUCGGAACGCCCUCGGAUACCCUUCUAAGAGCCACGAAGCAGGGAUUUCACGUCUGUCGCACCCCCACCCUCUGGCUUUCCAGGCCCAGUCUGUUCAAGGUGAAGCAGUCAACCUCCACAGAACUCAAAUGUCCACGUCAGCCAGCUUCCAUGGGCACCCACUGCAUGGCAGGUCAAUGGAGCUCUCCCUCUAUCAGGAGACUACUCAAACCCAGACACAAGAAGGGGCCGCGAAGGAACCCAACAAAGAUCCAGGCACCCUUGUCUAA